This is a messenger RNA of Diversispora eburnea, 192 nucleotides long. The record is from the annotation of a GenBank genome assembly. NCBI's taxonomy places the organism in Eukaryota, Fungi, Glomeromycota, Glomeromycetes, Diversisporales, Diversisporaceae.
GUACUAUAUUUCUACAAAGCAAAAAUAUUAACAUGGUUAAACGUAUGCGAUCUGAUGCAGUUCCAUUAUCAUCGGAAGAUUAUAAAUUUAUUAUGCAAUAUCGUGAUGCAAAAUCCAAAACUGAGGAUUUAUCUAUACUUGAAUCGUACUUACCAAAUAUUGACCAAGCUAGUGUAGCUGAAAAUUCUAAUG